This is a messenger RNA of Mya arenaria, 1872 nucleotides long. RefSeq names its product T-box protein 1-like. The record is from RefSeq and is a predicted model, not a curated record. The coding region runs from base 1 to 1872 and encodes 623 amino acids. Gene Ontology annotation, biological process: regulation of transcription by RNA polymerase II; cell fate specification; positive regulation of DNA-templated transcription. Gene Ontology annotation, molecular function: RNA polymerase II cis-regulatory region sequence-specific DNA binding; DNA-binding transcription factor activity, RNA polymerase II-specific. The transcript is spliced from 8 exons. Lineage: Eukaryota; Metazoa; Mollusca; Bivalvia; Myida; Myidae. Gene Ontology annotation, cellular component: nucleus.
AUGAGUGCGGCGACGUUGGUUCAAAAUGACGUCGGGAUGUUACGGGAUACUUAUGAUUCCGGAAGUGGAUAUUACAGCGCCAAGGGAGAGCCGCUGCCGCCGACGACGGAGCUGCCGCGGUACCACGGGAGAGACGGUCUGUUUACGGAAGAUCAUGUGACAGGACGUGGCGAGGCACAGGUAGAAUCCGGAUCGUCCGGCGAGGAUUCAUACAUAGCGGAAGAUGGCGAGGCGGAGACCUACUCCCACGGUAGUGAGGGUGAUGAGGGGGAAGGGAGCGGCAGGUACGCAACCCUGGAGACCGUCAAUUCGGCUUACCUAACCGGCGCUGCUACCGGAAACGUCAAUGACAACGUGUACAGGAACGUUUCGCAAGCGCAGGACGUCAACGUGAUAGAAUUCAAGGAUCACAUAACAGCGAAGCCUUACAACUUAAACGCCAUGUCACAUUUUUAUCCAUCCAUCCCCGGGGACCAUAGCCUCAAUUACCAUGACCCCAACCCACAACACUCAUAUAGGUACGACAAGUAUGACGAGGUGGACGGGACGCCGACGCCGCCUCCCCCGUCCGUCGCCGUACAGCAGCGGGGCAAUCUCGUAUCAGGUUACCAUCCAGUUCCGACGACAGGCCAUGUUGAGCCGCAUUCGCCGUACACGUGUAACUCCAAUGGCGGAAUUUCCGGAAAUACAGACGGCAUCCAUAUGGAGAAACGGACGGAACUUCCACCGCAGGCAUACGCCUACCAAACGGAAAAAGUGGAAAACUGGCAAUACGGAGGUGCGCCGCAGAUGACCCUUGCGCAACAACCGGAAGCGUCCUCAAAGGCCGCGGUUUUUCUGUGUAACAGAGAGCUAUGGUCACGCUUUCACGUACACACGACGGAAAUGAUUGUCACGAAACAGGGCAGGAGGAUGUUUCCCGUCCUGGAGUACUCGUUAACGGGAUUGGUUCCCUCGCGGAUGUACAAUGUGUAUGUUGACAUGGUGCUUGCCGACAACAAUCAUUGGAAGUUCCAAAACGGGCAGUGGAUUGCAGUGGGGGAAGCAGAGCCGUUGCCCAAAACUGGGCGGAUCUACCUCCACCCCGACUCUCCCAACACUGGCGCCCACUGGAUGAAACAGGACAUCAUCUUUAACAAGCUCAAACUGACCAACAAUAAGAGCAACUCAAAUGGACAGAUUGUGUUGAACUCCAUGCACAAGUACCAGCCCCGUAUUAACGUCAUAGAGGUGGGGCCGUGUAAGACUGGGGACCCAAAGACCCUACAGACCCAUUUCUUCCCGGAGACUCAAUUCAUCACCGUAACUGCCUACCAAAACACGGAUAUCACACAGCUCAAAAUCGACCACAAUCCCUUCGCUAAGGGUUUCAGGGACACCCAGGAUGGCAACAUCCAGAUGCCGCGAAACUUCAACUUCCAGCCUCAGUCGACCGCAAUCCAUCCUGAAAUGUACGGCGCUCCCACGUACGGCCGUAUUCCACCACCACAUCCCUCCAUGGCGUUCCCACAGCCACCACUAACGUCAGGUAGCAUCAUUAAAACGGAACCCUCGACGUCCGACAGCUAUUAUCCAAAUGGCGGUUACCCUAUGGUGACUGAGUCCAUGCGCUCGCUCCCUUAUAGUUACCCGCCCAUGAGUUACCCUCUAUACACCACGCCGAUCACAGAGGCGGAGGGCGGCCAGAGCUACGGGGCGCCCGGAGGGGAGGGAUCACCGACGCGCUACAACAACUUCCGGAUGACCCCACCGACAAGCGACCAGUACGAGCAGGCACCGGACCAGUACUGGCAGCAGGCGGAUGAUAAGGACUUUGAAAACGAACAACCUAAUAAGCGAGCACGUUACAGUAGUGACGAUUACGGCUCCUAG